CACUGUUAUUAGAUAAGGUCCUGCCGGUGGUGACGUACGGAUAACGAGGGCUCUGUUGUUGUCGCGAAUGCCUGCAAAAAUCACCCACUUCGAGCGAGGGUACGUGUAGGUGGUAGUGGUCGUAUUGUUUUAUCUGAUCAGAUCAACAAGCCCCUGGGGACGGGUGCUGGGUAUAAAACCGUGCUCCUUGGAGAUGUGAAAUCUUUGACUUGAUAGUUCUCGACCGAGCCUAUACGAGAUACAUUGCCGUGUCGUCUACCGCGAACAAAUCUCUGGCCACACAAACGCACACCCACACGAGAGGCUCGGUACAAGAAAGUGAAUCGAAACCUGUCGCACCGAGCACUAGCAGCAAAAGAAACUUUCCAUUUCUACGGUGUCAACGGUGUUCCAGUCGAUCUCCUUCUCGUUCCUACGAUGGAUCUCUUCCUGUUGUGAUUGUUGCUGACUGUUGUGUGUCAAUGUUUUCGAAACCGAACCACAACCUUAUUUCCACGGAGUUGGUCGUCGUGUUGCGAAAGAGUCGAAAGUUACGAGCAGAUCCUUAAAAGUACCGCCUAGUAGCACUUUACCACUUUACCACAAAAAAAAACACCGGAAGUAUUCACUCUCUGAUGGCUAAGAGCAACCACAAUCAAUUAGGAUGCUACGUCAUGAUCGCACUUUUCGUGGCCGGAAAGGUGCAGUGCCUACCGGACCGAGCGGAACCAGCGGGACAGCUGACGAAGGUCCCGGAACGGGUCGAUGGACCGACGGAAUCCACUACAGACGACGUUGCUGCCACGGUCACCGAAGACGAUCUCUACUUAGUAGAUACCACCACCACCACGCAGCAGAGCAUCAAAACGACGACACAUGAUCGGGUCCUGUUUACCGAUACGCCUGUCAUGGACGCUAUUACGAUCGUAUGGUACCUGGCCACCUUUAUCGCACUGAUAUCGUUCUUCCUGGUGAUGGCCUGUGCCGAUCAUAACCGCUGCCGGUCGCGCAAACCAUCGUCCAGCGAGCUGACUCCACCGCCGACACCGGCUCCCUCCUACCAUCACUUUGCACCGCCCAGCUACGAUUCGCUCGUGUUCGAGAAGGAUAACGACAGCAUAUUCAUCAUCCCGUACGAUACUCGCAUCGAUGGUGCCCAUCACGCACGGAGCGUUGACGAUCUGGCCAGCAAUCUGGAGUACAUCAUCGAAACACCGACGACGACGGCGGUACGCCAAGCACGAUCGCCCAGCCUGCGGUCAGUGCGUGUUAGUGAUAUUAGCGAAGGAAGUGACGCAGUGUCGGCGGGGAUUGCAGUAUCCAGCACGCCCGCAGUUCAAGAGCAUGACGCUACCGACCGGUGCUACGUCACCGUGCUGUGAAGGUCGUGCGCCAAUCGACAAACGGGCUCUAAAGUGGACAAAUAUCGUGGCUGCUUGAUUGGUUCAAGUGUGUGCAGCAGGGUGUGCCGAUUGAUUCGAGCCCCAAUCGGUUACUACGUAAUGCCUGACGCAAUGAUUCAGUACAAUGAUGAUAGGCUUGUUUGCCCAACGUGGGGAAAUAUGGUGCAGUGAUAGAGGAAAAGGAGUGUAAUCGGCAGCUCGUAAGCUUCCGGGUCACUGCAGGAAGGCUUGCGGUUUACACGCGGUGCUACUGUUGCUGCCCAUGACAAUAUCGAGCCCUUAUAUCGAGAUACACUAUACAGUAAGGUAGUGUAAGCGCGAAUCAACUCGAUCGAUAGUUACUACCGGCAACGGGCUUCAGUGAUAAGUUGUUAUCAAACGUGAUGGUUAGCGAGUGCAGUGAGGGUUCUCAGAAUCUGUGGAUUUGUAAAUAUUUACUAGCUUUGUAAGGUAAUGUUUAUGGACGUUUGAAAUAUAUAGAAUAUGUACUUUUUUUAAAAA
Molecule: messenger RNA, 1883 nt
Organism: Anopheles gambiae (African malaria mosquito)
Lineage: Eukaryota; Metazoa; Arthropoda; Insecta; Diptera; Culicidae
Exons: 3
Coding region: 615-1361 (248 amino acids)
Source: RefSeq, a predicted model, not a curated record